AUGAGGACUCUGAACACCUCCGCCGCCUCCACCAUGGACAGGGCCGGGCCGGCUGGGCAGCGGGACUUCUCCUUCCGCCUGCUGACCGCCUGCUUCCUGUCGCUGCUCAUCCUGUCCACGCUGCUGGGCAACACGCUGGUGUGCGCCGCCGUCGUCCGCUUCCGGCACCUGCGGUCCAAGGUGACCAACUUCUUCGUCAUCUCCCUGGCCGUGUCGGACCUCCUGGUGGCCGUCCUGGUCAUGCCCUGGAAGGCCGUGGCCGAGAUCGCCGGCUUCUGGCCCUUCGGCGCCUUCUGCAACGUGUGGGUGGCCUUCGACAUCAUGUGCUCCACGGCCUCCAUCCUCAACCUGUGCGUCAUCAGCGUGGACCGCUACUGGGCCAUCUCCAGCCCCUUCCGCUACGAGAGGAAGAUGACGCCCCGGGCGGCCUUCAUCCUCAUCGGCGUGGCCUGGACCCUGUCCGUGCUCAUCUCCUUCAUCCCCGUGCAGCUCAGCUGGCACAAGGCGAGGCCCGCCGCGGCCGGCCCCGCCGAGGGCAACGCCACGGCCCCCGGCGGCGAGGCGGCCGACAACUGCGACGCCAGCCUGAGCAGGACCUACGCCAUCUCCUCCUCCCUCAUCAGCUUCUACAUCCCCGUGGCCAUCAUGGUCGUCACCUACACCCGGAUCUACCGCAUUGCUCAGAAGCAGAUCCGCCGAAUCUCCGCCCUGGAGCGGGCGGCCGUCCACGCCAAGCACUGCCAGGCCACCGCGGGCAACGGGAGGCCGGCCGAGGGCGCGCCGCCCGAGAGCUCCUUCAAGACGUCCUUCAAGCGGGAGACCAAGGUGCUGAAGACGCUGUCGGUGAUCAUGGGCGUGUUCGUGUGCUGCUGGCUGCCCUUCUUCGUGCUCAACUGCAUCGCGCCCUUCUGCGGGGCCGGCGAGACCCAGCCCUUCUGCAUCGACGCCCUCACCUUCGACGUGUUCGUGUGGUUCGGCUGGGCCAACUCCUCCUUGAACCCCAUCAUCUACGCCUUCAACGCCGACUUCCGGAAGGCCUUCUCCACCCUCCUGGGCUGCGACAGGCUCUGCCCCGCGGCGGGCAACGCCAUCGAGACGGUCAGCGUCAACAACAACGGGGGCGCGGCGCUCUCCAGCCACCACGAGCCGCGGGGCUCCAUCCCCAAGGACUGCAGCGCGGUGUACCUGAUCCCGCAGGCUGUGGGCGCCCCGGGGGGCCCGCGGAAGGAGGAGGCGGGCGGGACGGCCGGGCCCCCCGACAGGCUGUCCCCGGCCCUGUCUGUCAUCUUGGACUACGACACGGACGUCUCUCUGGGGAAGAUCCAGCCCCUCACACAGAACGGACAGCACCCCACCUGA
Molecule: messenger RNA, 1359 nt
Organism: Pipistrellus nathusii (Nathusius's pipistrelle)
Lineage: Eukaryota; Metazoa; Chordata; Mammalia; Chiroptera; Vespertilionidae
Source: the annotation of a GenBank genome assembly